AUGGUCGAUAUCUGGCAGUUGGCAAAAGAACGUCUCAAUGCACAGAAGCGGAAAGGCAAUCUGCAAAUGGAGGGUGAUGCGAAUGAAGGUGCAGAAGGUGAAGUUUUUAAAUUCGCUUAAUUGCAGGGCAAAAGUCAAAUGAUAUUGCGUUUUCUGGAUCGCAACGAAAACACAAAGCCGACCAUCGCACUUGAGUAUACGUAUGGACGCCGUACAAGAGGAAUGAUCAAGGACGUCGCAAACAUUUGGGAACUUGGCGGAGGGACUUCAUUAUUGAAUUUGUUCGAUAUUCCGUUAACGAAGAAAAAUAUUGAAAUCAGCUCAGUGCUGAUCGUUGUUGACCUGAGUAAGCCUGAACAAAUGUGGAAUACUUUUUACGAUUUGCUGAAUGCGAUUCGAAAACGUUUGGACGAUAUAAUGAACGAAUUGAACAAAUCCACACCGUUCGUUUACGAACGUAUCAUGCGAACGCACAAAAAACGGUUCAGUGACCAUCAGGAUGCAUCCAUGCUGAAACCACUUCCGAUUCCAUUAGCAAUUGUCGGUGCUAAAUACGAUGUAUUUCAGAAUUUCGAGCCCGAAAACCGAAAGAACAUUUGUAAAAUCCUCAGGUUCAUGGCACACUCAAAUUUUGCUUCAUUACAGAUGUUUAGUACCCAAAUGGAGAAUCUUGUGAUUAGAUGUCGGGCUCUCAUAAGCCAUAUGGUGUUCGGAACAACAGCCGUUAAGACGAUCAAUACGGACUUCAAUAAACCACUCUCAAUCACCGCUGGUUCGGAUUGUUUCGAGGUAAAAGCACUUGAUCCAUGCUUGAUGAGGAGGAAUUUUUUGAAGAAGAUUACGUUAAUCCAGGAGAAUACCCCGGAGAAUCUUUCGAACUAA
Molecule: messenger RNA, 882 nt
Organism: Anisakis simplex (herring worm)
Lineage: Eukaryota; Metazoa; Nematoda; Chromadorea; Rhabditida; Anisakidae
Source: the annotation of a GenBank genome assembly